Molecule: messenger RNA, 14838 nt
Organism: Xyrichtys novacula (pearly razorfish)
Lineage: Eukaryota; Metazoa; Chordata; Actinopteri; Labriformes; Labridae
Source: the annotation of a GenBank genome assembly
AAACCAAAAAGUCUGUCAGAGCAGGGGGGAAGAGACAGGAGCUGCACCAUGGAGUGCUUCAUCUUUUCCAUACUGUUACUGGUCUUUGCCCUGAAUUCCGAGUGUUCACCUGACACAAGGUAAAUGUAGAAAUAGCUGCAUGAAUCUGCAUUAUGAAUCAGUGAAAUGUUAUGUAAUGUUAUGCAAACAUGUUUGAUGUUCCGUCAUCUAAACUUGUUCACCAGAAGAGCUGAGUUUUCUUUUAGUCAAAUAUAUUGUAAGUUAAACUAAUUCUAUCAAAUGCUUUUGGCAAACAGUAGUACAUUGGAUGCAGUUGUGUUAAAUGCUGUUUUGAUACAUUUUCGUGCAGGUUCUUUAUCUCGGCCCCAGGAAUCUUUCAUGUGGGUGCUCCGGAGAAAGUUUUUGUCCAGAUGGGAAAGUCUUAUCUCAAUAUCCCUGUAACCCUCUUCCUGGAACAUGAGCUUUCCAGUACUCUUGUCUCUGAGAAGAAAACUGUUUGGUGUAAGAAGGACGGUGAUAUCAACACAGUUGAGCUCAUGGUAUGAGACACUUUGCCAACUGUAUGAAAAAAGCACUCAGUUUAAAUGGAAUUAUGUCAUGUUGUCAAACUCACAUUUUUUAUUCUACAGAUAAACAGAGAAGUGUAUUCGAGAAUCCCUCCAUCUGAGAGACCUGGGAGACCUUACCUCAACCUAGUGGUGGAGAGCCCACUUUCUCCAGUCAAGAAGAAAACUAGAGUCCUGGUAUCACAACACAGGGGUUAUAUCUUUAUUCAGACUCAUCAGCCAAUCUACAACCCAACACAGACAGGUAAAAGUAAACAAAUGUGGAUAAACCUGAAAUAAUAUGGAGUAUUUUUUCAAUCUGUGGAGAUGACAUGGUUUUUGUCCUCUUCUCUAGUGAGGUACAGGAUAUUCACUCUUAACCACAUGCUCAGGCCUCAUGAGGAAAUAUUCAAGUUUUCAGUAUUUGUGAGUCCAUAUUAAGCGACAUAGAGGACAUUCUUCAAGAAUUAUAAAUAAAUGCAUAUGUUAACUUCUAGAUUGUUAUUUUUGUGUCAUGACAGAAUGCAGAUGGAAACCGAGUCAUUGAUUCUCUUGUGACUGCAAAAGGAGGAAUAUACCAAGGAAAACUGCAAAUACCUGAUGUCUCUAAGUAUGUUAAAACAGAUUUACAACACCUUUGUCUCCUACGACAAAACACACAACUCUGAGGUAAAACACUUCUGUUGUUUUUAUAAAGACUUGGUACAUGGAAGAUUACAGCUAACUAUGUUGGGGAUGAAGCAAACAAGGCUUCACGGGAGUUUGUUGUCCAAAAAUUUGGUAAGCUCAUAUUUUGUUGGUAUUUCAUUUUUUUUAACUCUAUGAUAAUAUUCCUAAUAUCUAUAAAACACUAUGUUGUUGCUCUUCCUAGUUUUGCCAAGUUUUGAGGUGAACAUUGCAAUGGAGCAGAACUUUAUUUUAUUGAAUGCUGAACAAUUUGACUUCACAAUCUCAGCCAAGUAAGUGAAAAUGAAUCAAGUUUUUCUGAUGGAGAUUUCUUAUCUCCGACUGGACAUUAUUGGUUAUGCUUUAUGACAGGAGAGUUCAAAAAUGGAACGACAAACACAACCAAACCAUUGCCUCAUUAAUUUACAGUACAAUACAACAAAACACAAAAACCUUAUUGAUCCCCAAAGAAAGUUCAUCUCCAGGAUUACUGCCAACUGAGCAAGAAUUAUCUUAUCAGGCUGUUUUCUAUUCAUUCACAUAUCCAGAGUUCUGUGUCUGGCUAUCUAGGGUAUCCAUGUAUGGUCUUCACAUACAGUUUGCAUGUACAGUAUGUUCACACAGGAAAUGGCCUAUUUUAAAGCUCCUGUUAGGAACUUUCUGCUUUAACAAGCAUUAUAAGCUUAUUAAAGCUCCUAGAAGCUGAAAUGAAGAACAACUUACUUAUAACCUAUGGCGAUAUUAAAAAAUGGAAAUUGAACCUCCUAGAAGUAAAGCUCUGGAUACACUGAUUGACCGAUACAGUUUCGAUUGGUGUGUAAAAUGGUCUGAUUUCAUAAUGUAUUUGUCUAAACUAUAAUAUCUCUGAGGAAAUCUUUCUUAUCCUGAUCUCCUGCCAGUUCAUUACUUGCUUGCAAUGAACACCUAGUUGGCCAUUAUCUCUGAAAGACUCUUAACGUGCCCUCUUUUAUUAUUUCACAAUUACUUUUCAAGGUAUUCACAUGGUGAGGGAGUUAGAGGGGCUUACCACUGCCAGUUUGGUGUAGUAGAAAAGGAUCCAUCAAGUGGUCAACAAAGAAAGCCAGUCUAUGUCGGGGGACUUGAAUUAACCGGUUCGGUAAGGAAAUGCAAAUCUAUUCGACCUUUUCAAUGUGGCGUAUUUCUUGGUCUGCUAGUAGAUCAAAAAUUGCAAUUUGAAAAUCUGUGUUUUAUGCCAUUUCUCACAGGUACAGAAUGGAAUGGAGCCCACAAAAGCAUCCUUACAGAUGGCAGACUUGGAUUUUCAACUUCAAAAACUAAAUGUAACUCUGUCCCAACUGCAGCAAAGAGGAUCAAAACUCUACAUAGGAGUAUUUGUCACCAACAUACAGAGUAAGGAACACAUCACCACACAAAUCAACUUCUGCCACCUUUCAAACAAAAUAAUGGGAUUAAUAGCCAUACUUGUGAUUUCAAACUAAAGGAUACUGUUUCUUUCAAAUAUAUAUUUUUUCUGCUAUUGUAAGGAGAAAGUCAUACCUAACCUCAAAAACUAGUGCCCUCAUAAAUAUAAGAUUUAACAUUGCCAGUUUGACAAGAUAAUAUAUCUAUAUAUAUAAGUUUAACACAUACUCUACAUGUAUAGUGGCAGUGUCUAGGAUAUUGUAUUGCAUCACACAGUGAAUUUGAUCUGUGUUAUUUGGUCCAGGUGGUGAAAUACAAGGGGAUGAAGUUAACCUUCCUAUCAUCUCUCACAAGUACACCAUGGAUCUAUCCCGCACACGUUCAUAUUUCCUUCCAGGAUAUCCUCUAGAUGUGGUGGUAUGCAUUUAAGUAGCACAUGGAUAAAAAGCUGUUUUCAUGUCUGUGAUGAAUGUGUGCGUCAAAGAUUUUGUUGGUUGUUCAUGUAGGUGGUCAUGCGUCACCCUGAUGGUUCUCCAGCAGCUAAAGUGCCAGUAAGAGUUGCUGUUUCGUCAGCCAUAGAGGCACCUUGGGAGGGCAGGACUGACCAGGAGGGGGCAGUGUAUCCUGUAUUUAACAUUGACGGUGCAGCCCAGCAGAUUAACCUGGAAGUUAGUUUUUUUGUUUGUUUUUUUUUGUAUUUUCUGAAGAACAAACACGUUAAAGGUGCUGGAUUUUUCUUUAUUUUAAUGAAAAUCAAAACCCUUAUUUUUAUUAGGUGUCUGCAGAUGAUCUGCAACAAAGAAAAGUGCUACAACGAGCUUCAUCUCCCAGCAACAGCUACCUUUACCUGAGUUUAGAAAACAAGGUGUACUCGGUUGGAGAGUCAUUCACUGUAAAUUACAACACUGUCAACAGCCCGACAGAUGGGUACAUAUACUACAUGGUGAGGCGAGGCUGAAUGGAUGCAGCAAAGAUUGCUUUUACUAAGAAAGAAUAGAUUUUUACAUCUUGACUCAAUUCUGUUGUUGUAGGUCUUAAGCCGAGGGAUCCUUGUGGAAAGCGGUAAAGUCUCGAUGGGUAUUUCAGUUAGCCACAAACUAGUGGUAACUUCUGAUAUGGUUCCCACCUUCCGUCUGAUUGGAUACUUCUACAACCAGCGGGGUGACAUCAUUGCUGACUCAGUGUGGCUGGAUGUCAAGGAUGAAUGUGCGAUCAAGGUUCAUGUGAGUAAACAGCAGAGCCGGCCCAAGCCUGAAUGGGGCCCUAUGCAAAAUUUGAUUUUUGGGCCCUGUAUUUCAGCCAAUAAUAUUGAUUGUUGAUCAUUCAUACACCUUCACAAAUCUCGUUGAUUAAAAUUCCAUGACAUGCAAACAUACCUUUAUCUUGGUGUUUUUCUCUUCUUCCUCUUUCUUUUUUCUGCUCCUGAAGAAUAUGUCCUUUUUUGUGACACUGUUUUGCCCCACAACUACUUGUGCUUUGGAUGCUCAGUGCACAUUGCACAGCAGAGGGCACACAACGGUAGCGGAGCUUUGACAUAUCAGCAGUAAGAACCAUAGGCCUACAUCAUCAGCAGCACUAAAAUGUUUUACAUUUUAUUUUUACAAUAAUAUAUAUUUGAUCAUACAGAAAGCAUCACUCAUACAUACCAACCUUUGAUAAAACUUUAGAAAGACUCUUUUUGUAGCACUCUUUGUCAUUACGAAAUACAUCAGUAGCUCUGUUUCAGGUUCUUGUCAACUAUAAGACACAGCCAAGUGUUUCUCUGAAAAGAUGUUCGGUGGUAUUUCAUGACCUCUAAAAUUUACUUUUAAAAAUCUCUGACAUAUUUAACUGUGCACAUCCAGGUAGAACAUAAAGGACUGGCUGCACCGAAGGACCGGUAUAAACUACAAUUUAAUUUAGAUGGUCAAAAAGCCCGAGUGGCUCUACUGGCUGUGGAUAAGGCCAUCUAUGGUCUAAAGGCUGAUAAUAAACUCACAGCCAAACAGGUAACACUUAUACAAUUUGACUCAUUCAUAAAACACAACCAAGUCAUGUCCAUGACUCAAAUACUCCUACUUUUCAGGUGUUUUCCACCAUGCAGUCUUAUGACCACGGCUGCGCCUACACAGGAGGAUCUGACCCUGCUUCAGUGCUGAUUGAUUCUGGACUGUCAUUUUUAACUCAUUCUGCAGCAGAUUGGAGGAAGAGUAUGAAAAAAACAAGCUUUUUUCAUUGAAUCCUUAGGUUUAAAAAAAGUUCUUAUUCAAAUAGUCUGGAUUGUGUUUGAUCGUAUUUUGGCUGACUGGACCCUGGUGCUAAGGAAGUUUGUUAAAUGCAGUCAAUAAAUAAGUAUUAGUAAGUUUAAGUUCAUAGAACACAAAAAAUUCAGAAACUCCAGAACUUGGAGUUAAAAAAAAAGAAAUUACUGUAUUCAUGUUGAUGAGUGGCAAAACAGUCACAUUGACCUUUUUGGCUCACAUUUGAUUUCACAAUACCAACAACCAUCAAAAUCCAAGCAGUGAGAAAUAUCCACAUGCUCAUGCAGAAAAUCCUAAACUUUAAUGAUGUCAUGUCUUUAUAGAGCUUGGCUGCAACGCACAAUCAACACGACAAAGACGUGAAGUGGACCUUCAGCAGGAACUGGUCACUUUAAGUAAGAUGAUACUUACACAAUGCAUGCAGCAAAGGUCUAGCAUACUAUAUGAUAUUUCCUGUAGGACAACGCUACAAAGUUGUCAAUUUUUUUUCUGUCAUUUUCAGAAUCUAACUUUUCAGAUGAAAAAUUGAAAGACUGCUGCGUUCAUGGCUUUUCUCUCAUUCCAAUGAUGCGAACAUGUCAUGAAAGAGUGAGGAGAGUCUCUCAGGUGGAGGCAAAUCCUCUUUGUGCUGAGGUAUUUUUACGAUGCUGCCUUGAAGGAGAGCGUCUCAGACAAAAGAAGACACAAGAAGAUGCCUGGAAAAACCUUGGAAGGAGUGAGUUUGAAUUUUCAGAUAAAUAUUUAACAUAGUACAAAUGAAGAAAGCAUGUAGUCAGGCCAGCUGAUAAGUCUGCUUGUACCCAAGAUAUGGUGAUUUGAGAAGCCCAUCCUACUCCUCCUUAGAUUACCAGCAACUUUGAAAAUUAGGAAAGUAAAAAGCAAGAUAUUUGCUUGAGACUCUGUCAGCGUGCCUGCAUGUAGUAUCUGUAGUUGGGUUUUUUUUUCUGUUUAAUUACAGACCUUUCAAUUUUUUGUUUGAAGCUGAAACAACAGAAGACAUUGAACAGUACUUCUUGGAAAAUGCUGGCAGGAACAUUCGACGUUUUUUUCCCCCGAGCUUUGAGUUCAGAGAGUAUGAUGUAAAUGGCAAAGGAAGGUAAGAUAUUAAUAAUUAACUUUUAACAGUCUAUUUGAUAUUUUCAUCUCCAGUGUGUUAAAGAGGCUUGCAGUCAUUUGCCAAACCCCUGAUAUUUUACCUGUCAAUGUCUUAUUGUUGGUGGAGGAUCUCUGCUUCUUAAUAAUAUUUAGUGUAGUGUGCAGUCUUUUUAGUCUCAAGUAUUGAUUUAAUCAAUCACAGCUUUUGUUUGAUGCAUAUUAAACUGAUUAAUGAUAAAUCUUCAGCUAUGAUUUAGCUCUACCGGAUUCAAUCACUACAUGGGAGAUUCAGAUUGCCACUCUGUCUGCAGCCACAGGUAAAAAGUGCAUUCUGUACGUCUGAUUGCUGAGUUGUUUAUUAAAACUUUUACUAAAUGAACUCUGUUUUUUAUUCAGGUUUCUGUGUUGUCAAACCAAUUGAAGUCAAAGCAUUUAAGAAGGUAUUUGUGUCCCUGAGACUGCCCUAUUCUGUGAAAAAAUAUGAGCAACUUGCCAUUUCACCCGUUAUCUACAACUAUGGCGUAGACCCAGUACAGGUACAUACAACUUAAAUGUAUAAAAUUGUUUUAAAAAAUGGUACAAUUCAAAUCAAGUUUUUCAAAGUCUGAUUUUCUUUGUAGCUGGCAGUACAUAUGGAACAAAUAGAAGGACUUUGCUCCCCUGGCUCAGCCACCACUACAGCCUUUGUCAACAUUACUUUGAAGGGAGAGUCCUCCCAGUUCGUCUCUUUCUCCACUGUCCCCAUGGUGACCGGCUCAUUUCCCAUCAAAAUACAUCUCUAUGAUAUAGAGCAAGAAAAUGGGCUAGACGCUAUUGAGAAGACUUUGAAUGUCUUGGUGAGUGACAGAGGUAUUAUUUCGCAAAUAAGUUUGAAAAGUGGCUAAAGUUGCAUAGACGCUAAUGGUCACAUACCUUUAAAUGUUCAUUAAUUUCAGUAGCUUUUUAAAAAUUUCUAUACCUGAAUGUGUAUUAAUGGCUGUAAUGUUGUCUAAUGACCUAUAAUUUGCUUUAAAUUUUUUACUAUAAAGCAAUUUAUGGACCGGCAAUGUUGACUGUCCCUGUACUCAUAUUUUCUUUUGUUGCAGUCAGAGGGAAUAGAAAAAAGAGUGGAAAACACAAAAGUCUUUAAAUUAGAUGGUAAGUUGAAAUCACAUACGUUUUUAUGAUACUCUCCUGGUGGUUGAGGUCACUUUUUUUACAUUUACUUGAAUCAUUUCCAUCUCUAUACUUUGAUAGGGAGGAGCUCAGAUACUUUCUUAAUCGAUGGAUCAUUCCCAGAGGACAGAGUCCCUGACUCCAGCUCAAAUAUAUUCGUCUCUGUAGAAGGUAUAUGUAGUUAGACACAGACAUGCUAUUAACAAACCAGUUAUGAACAGUGCUCUCUAACAGUUUCUCUAUUCGUGCGUGACAGGGGAUGGAUUUGGCACUUCACAUGCAAAGAACCUUCUUUCCCCUGAAAAGGUUGCAAAACUGAUCAAACUGCCUACUGGGUGUUUAGAACAGACCAUGAGAAAACUUGCCCCUACAGUUGCAGCGGUCCGCUACCUCGACCUGAGUGAUCAGUGGUUUGACCUGACACCUGGUGCUAGAGACCAAGCCUUGGAUCACAUUGAAUAUGGUAAGAGCACAUUAAGCAGUUAUCUGUUUGAUGUCUGUAGCAUUAUUGUUCAUUGUGAAGUUUGCACAGACUCAACUCAUCUCUGUGUAGCAACUUGCAAUUUUGUCCAACCUUACAAACGUUUUCCCCAGUUCUUCUAUCCUCAAUCCAUCAGUUCUUGAUCUCCUCGCUUUGCAACAUACACUGAAACUUUUUAAAGCAGUGAACAGCAGUCAUUCUUGGUCUUCUCUUUCACAUUCUUGUUUCAUUAUUGUGUUGUUUUACAUUUCUGAACUUUGCACCCUGCACAGGUAACUCCGAUGCAGGUUUUCUAAGAAUUAUAUCAUACAAGGAUAAAAAGACUGGAGCUUAUUCAUCAUUUAGCUCAGUGCCACAGAGUAAUUGGUGAGUGCACAAGUUACCUGGCUGUUUUUUUAAGGUACUGUAGUUACAUUUAAUAUCCCGCAUAGCAAAUCAAGUGUCUUCAGUUCCAGUAUUUCAAUUUGUUUACCACCUCCCCUCUUCAUUUGUACUCUGUUGUUCUUUCUCAUGUCCUCAGGGUGACUGCACUCGUAGUGAAGGUGUUUUCACUGGUGGCCCAGCGUCAGUCACAGUCUUUCGGGCAGCAGACCAGAGUGGCAAAUGUUGUGCCAGUGGAAGAGAUCAGACAACCAGUCCGUUUCUUGCUCUCAAAGCAGAGGAAUGACGGGUCAUUCACUGACCCACAUCAAGUGUUACACAGAGGAGUUCUGGUAACUGCAAGGCCACUGCACACAUUAUAACCCACAUACUUACAAGAACAAUGUAUGUUGUGAUAACUGCCUUACAGCAUUGAAUUGAAAUCAUUAUUAUAUUCAUUUUUAACAUAGACAGGCAGAGACCAAGAUGCAUCCAUCACAGCUUUUGUCGCUCUUGCACUGCAACGAUCCCUUGAAUUCCUGCAUCCAGGGGGAAGAAAUGAAACGGUAAGAUAAUACAAAGACUCAUUCAUUGACUUUGAGGACAGCAGCGUUGGCUGAACCACCACUUAGUUUAAGAUCUUAAUACUUUAAUAUGUACUGAAUGCCUGCCAUGAGAUUUUUUUAAGACAUUCAGUGAGCUAGCUCCACUGGUGAACCCUGAUGACUUUGGUGAUCCCUUGACCUCACCUCUGACCUUUAUCAGCCCCAAAUUUUCCCUCAUCAGAUGAAACACCUAAAUAUUGUUCGUGGCACAAGAUUACAUCCAGACAUUAAGAUUUUGGGCUCUGUUUUCGUGCCUCGCCGGAGACAUGCCGCAGGCGCAGCGUAAGUCAGGUCCGCCGCACCAACAAGGCGUUCCCAAGCACAUUUUGGUAUUUUGGUGAGCGGCGCAGCCCGGUGUAAGUAUCCCCCCUCCCUAACUCAGCUCCUCCCUGCGGCGUAAGUCGUAGCGAGGGAGGAGAGAGGGCGUGGAGUGGGUUUAACACAGCCGAGACCUGUUUUCACCAAUCUCAUAAGCUCCUCUCCUUGCCUUUAAAUCCGCCACAGGCGAGGCGUGUUACUAUUUUCAUGAAGUAGUCAAAGAGAUCAAGAGAUGUCUGAAGACAGUAAUGCCACACGUUGGCAACAGAAGGCAGCUCCUCAACAAGUGUCACUGUAAGCGCUGCAUUGGGCGUCCUCCACACUCUCUCAUAUAAGCACAGAUGGAUUUGGUGUGUGUAAUGUUGGACCCACUGGUAAGACAAACACCCUUUUCCACAAAUAAAGACACUCACAUAAAUUUGCAUAUAUUCAAACCUCACGUGAAAAAGAUGGGUUGUGCGCACAGAACACAACAUAAACUCGAAAAAUGGCAUUAAAAUCGGAACCAUCUGUGCGUAAAUGACGCAUCGUGCUCCGUGGCCUGGCUCUUUCUUUCAUAGAUGUUGGCAUGUAAAAUAAAUUUGGCUCACAAAACUGAAUAUUAUAAUAUCUGUAUGUCGGCUUAAGGUAGAUAACUCAUCUGAGCACUGAAACAAAUCAUCUGUUCAGCCGCUGCGGCAGCAGCUGCAGCAGGACGGGGAGAGGACAUGGAGACAUGUCCAGGUUGAGCUGCGCAAGAAAUAAGAGGAAGAGGAAGAAAGAAAAGGAGGGAGACAAAUUAAAUAUCUUGUUAACUUCAUCAUGUGUGUUUAUUUACUAGAUAUCUAAUUUAAUUUGAUGCGGUUUCAGCUGUGUUGAUUCAGUCAGGUUGUGUGUCCACACGGGUGCCAAACGCGCUCAUCAGAUCAGAUAUAGAUCAGAAUAUAUCUUUAUAGAUCUAAAUGUGUGUGCUGACUCAGAUUAUUAGUUGUUGAUGAUUAUUUAUUGCACUGAAAUGUGCCUGACACUGUGGAAACCUGCUGGUGAGGCAUCUGUGACACAUGCCGAUACACCGCCGGUCUACCAAAAUACUACUAGACCAGCUGCGCUCCGCCUGCGCUGAAAACUGACCAGGUUUGAAUCGGCGAGCUUUCAGCGCACUUUACACGCCACUGGCGAGCACGAAAAUGUCACUGCGCCCGCUGAUUCUGUCGACACCUCCCCCUGCCACGCCACCACGCCCAGCUUGGCGGAUCUCGGUUCGCCUCCGUGCGCCUCAGUCCAUGAAAAUACCAAACUGGCUGUACGCCGGGCUCCGCCAGACGAAAAUACACAUGCGCGGUGUCCGCCACCCUCCGCCGCCUCACGGGCAUACACAAAAAUAGAGCCCUUUAUCUAGACAGGCUCAUAAACUUUUAAAUCUGGAUAAAUCCUUUUUCCUUGAAAAUCUUCUGAUACAUGUUUGGCUAGAUGCUCUCUGUUGCAAUGCAUCAGAGCAGAUUUUGAAAACCGUCUUUUCUUCCAGUCUGCAAAACUUAGCAGUACAACAACGCUCACAGAUGCAUCAUAGAGAUUCCAGCACAUUACUUCUUAUUUUGAUACACUAGUAAUGCAAUACUUGCAAAGUGAAGUUAUAUUUAAGAAGUGUUGACUGUUUUUUGCUUCUUCCCACCAGGAGGCCAGCAUUUCAAGAUCAACAGCAUACCUCCUAUCACAUCUUCAGGAGCUUCGGCAUCCAUAUGCUGUAGCCAUUGCAGUCUACUGCCUUGCAUUUUGUAUGCCACCAGACACAAGUCAUUCAUCUGCCUGGGCAAAUCUUGAAGUACUUUUUUCAGAGGGUGAGUCAAAUUGAAGCCACUGGUCUGAGUGCUGUGGGGUAAAAAAUGAUGCUUUACCCAUUAACACUGAGAAACUGUCAAAAUAGAGAGUUAAAAGUAAUGAGCUUGUUGAUAAUAUGAAAAUGUGAUAUUUUAUACAUGUAGAUAUCCUCCAAAACCUGAAACUAAACAGUUUAAUAAUGGUCACGAUGAAAAGUCAACCAAAAGGGUGUAACAUGGCGCAUUAUGCUGAAACUUUUAUCCACUUAAAUCUGCUGUGUUUUGUAACUUUCAGGAGAGAAUCACUGUCAUCUAUGGGCGACCCAUCCCAGCUUACGGAGUCAAGCUCGAGCAGAUGCCAUCACUAUAGAGACUACAGCCUACGCCCUCCUUGCAGCAGUGGAACUACAGAAAACUGAAUGGGCAAACAGAGCAGCCUGCUGGUUAACCACCCAAGAAAACCAUGCUGGAGGCUUCGUCUCAACACAGGUUAUUGUGAUGUUAGAUUGAGAACAGUUUGAGCCUUGGUUUUGGAUCUAGUCCUCUGAUCAUCCUUGUGGUCCCAUAUUAAAAACAAAUACUCAGGAUUAAACACCAGAGUGAAGAUGUUAAGCAUGUUUUGUUGUCAUGUCCAGGAUACCGUCAUGGCACUAGAAGCUCUGGCAGAGUAUGAGCUGAAGAGACCGCCCAGUCCUGAAGCAAAUCUAAGAGCAGUGUUCACAGUUCAAGGAAGGAGAGAUAUUGUAAAACUUGAUCUGGAAAGUAAGAAGGACAAGGUGGAAAAAGACCUCAAGGUACCACUGAGCAUAUGAGCACUUCCCUGCCAGGGAACACUUGAAAAAUGUACCUCAUUAUUUUUCACUUUUCAAUGUUCUUGUUUUUUUUGUCUCAGAAAUUUGCUGGACAGAGAAUUUCUGUAGAUGUGACAGGAAAAGGAGGGACCAAGCUAAAAGUGAGUUAGGUUUAUAUCCAUCAUAUAUGCUGACAAAGAACAAUAUUUGAUCUUUAGUAUGUCUACUAGAUAGUGAAGGCCUAUCAUCUGCUGGAGCCCAACGAUGACUGUAAACAACUCUCCAUCAGAGUCACAGUAGAAGGGAAAGUGAAGUACACCGGUGAGCCUUUGUCACUGAGAACAAAUCACAGCUGCUUGUAAAGCCAAUGAAAGCAACACCUGUGGGUUAAACUCUGUCUCUCUAGCCAAGGUCGUAGAAAACUAUGACUACUAUGAGGAUUAUGAUAACGUUGAGGAGAAGGAGGUGCGAAUACCUCGAUCAGCGAUUGAGUGGUUUGAUGCUCACAGCAGAAGCAGGAGAGACCUUGAUAACAACAUGAACUCAGAUGAGUCUCUCACCUACGAAGUCUGUGUCACGUAAGUUGAAUGGCAUUCAAAUCACCUCUGCUCCAACUAUUAAAGAGAAAUGGAGCUUUGAAUGGGUGAAAAAAAAAACAGUUCAUUAUACCUUUAUUUCUAUCUCUUUUAUGUGCACAGUCGUAGUCUUUACAACAAUCUCACAGGCAUGGCCAUUGCUGACAUCACACUCCUGAGUGGUUUUGAGGCUGUAACUGAAGACCUUGACAGAGUAAGUACACUUAAAUCUAUUACUCCUGUUUCUUUUGCUCUCAUCUGCAUUGAGCACAUAUUCAAAAGUUACUGUUUCGUUGUUUUGCCCCAUGCUUGUUCUCCAUAGAAACAGCUGGGAAAGGUCCUGGGUUGCACUGUCACAAAUUUUGAACCUGAAUUACAAAUUUUGACUUUGAUUCAACACUUGGUUUAGUAUGAAGAUUCUCCUCAAUUUAAUGAUACUUCAAAAUGAAAUAACACUAGUGCAGUACUCGGUGCCUGAUAGAGCAGAAGCAUGAUGUCUGCAAGGGUUGGUCAAGCUUGUGGGGGCAGCAAUAGCUGAGGAGGUAGAACGGUUGUCCAAUAACCGGAAGGUUGGCAGUUUGAUUCCCCCCUAUCCCGAGUCUGUCCGUUGUGUCCUUGGGCAAGACACUUAACCCGCCUUGCUCCCAGUGUGUGUCCUCCACUGGUGUAUGAUUGUGAGUGUUGUGUGGUGGUGGUCGGAGAAGAGGUAGGCAGACUGGCAGCCACGUUUACGUCAGCCUGCCCCAGGGCAGCUGUGACUACUGAGGUAGUUAACCACCACCAAAGUGUGACUGUGUGAGCGAAUGAAUGAUGUAUCCAAUGUAAAGCGCUUUGAGGGUCUCUGAUAAAGCGCUAUAUGAAAUCUGAUGAAUUAUUAUUUCAUGUGUUCUUAACAACAGAAAACAGUGCAAAGAAACCAUAAAAUUUAAUUCAGCAGUGUAGAAGAAAUAGAGUAACACCCAUGAUUUUUUGGGCAUGAAUUAUUAACAAACUAUGGUCCUUCCUCAUAAAGUGUCAAGUAACGGAAACUAGAAGGCUUAUGCCAACUUUGCAACUCUAGUCCCUGGUUUUUGUUAUGUAGGAGUAAAACGAAGCUGUUUAACAAAAAUGUGUAGAAACUUUUGGAAUCACAACAUUAACAAGGAGAACACUUUAUCUUAAAAGACGCUCUGGAAUUAUAACGUUUAUUCUUUGUCUUCUCAGCUUAAGGAAGAACCUGAAAGAUACAUUUCUCAUUAUGAAGUCUCUUUUGGAAAAGUGCUGCUAUACUUUAACGAGGUAAGGCUGAAAUCUAUUUACAUACAUAGAAAAAAAGACUUGCUAAUUUACUAAAGAUCCUUUUCUUCCCCUAGCUCUUUGAUACAGAGGAAUGCAUACGUUUUAGCGCUAUACAGACAGUCCCCAUCGGCCUUCUACAGCCAGCUCCUGCUGUGUUUUACGAUUACUAUGAACCAGGUAAGCUUUCAUUUAUGAUCAGGAUGAAGAGGGCACAUUUGUUUGACUUGUCAACAAUUGAUGAAAUUUGUGCUUCGAUUCUUAGAUCGGAAGUGUACAGUGUUUUACUCUGCUCCCCGAAGGAGCAAGCUGAUCUCUACACUGUGUUCAGAGGAUGUUUGCCAGUGUGCAGAGAGUGAGUGAUUACUCUCCAGAUCUGUAUCAAUAUAGAAAACACUCCUGUAAAUGAUUGUAGGCAGGUUUGAAUUAAGAAAUGGAUCAUGUUUGUCUUUUUUUAUAGGACCUUGCCAUAAAAUACAAACCACAUUCAAACAAGAAAGGGGUCGAGGGAGAAAUGAGAACAAGCGUUUACAGCAUGCUUGUUUCUCCCCAACGGUAGACUAUGGUCAGUACUGCUCAUGACAAGAAGAUAUGAGGUGGACAAUAAAUUGAACCUCACAUCUUUGCUAUGAAGAUUGAAAAUGUAAAAAAAUUAUGCAGAGGGAUGUCUGAGAUUAAUUGUGCUUGGUGUACUCCUUUUGUUGUUUUAGCAUACAUUGUUGAGGUCCUUAAUGUGUCCAUGAAGAGCAACUUUGAGCUCUACAGGUUGACCAUAAAUGAGGUGCUGAAAUCACGUAAGUAAAUCACAACCACUAGCUUAUAGUAUGUGGAAACACAGCUUUGAAUGUUUGUGUGACAUCCAUGACUUUUACACAUGCAAGAAUUAAAACUGUGAUGAUACUUAUGUGUGUACCAGAUGGAGAUAUCAGGGUCGAUGCGAAUGCUAUUCGAGUGUUUGCGAAGAGACGUCACUGUAAAGGACAGCUAGACCUGGGGAAACAGUAUCUGAUCAUGGGCAAAGAUGGCUCCACAACCGACUCCAAUGGAAUGUGAGUAAAACUUUUCUUAAUAAAAUGUAUUUUUACACAGGUUGAUCUUAUCCUUGCUCCCUCUCCUCCUUUUUUUGUAGGAUGCAGUACCUGCUGGAAUCAAACACCUGGGUCGAAAGGAAGCCUUCAGAGGAGGAGUGUGCAAAGACUGCAAACAAGCCUGCCUGCAACAAGUUUAACUUAUUUACAGAUACCUACAAGGUGAAUGGCUGCAGACAGUGAAGAGGACUGCCACAACAGUGUGCAUCAUUUCACUUUCAUUUUCUGCUUGGUGUAGCUGUUUCUGUAGUUCCCUAUGAAAUUCAUAAAGCUCUGUGUCUUGUCAGCAUUGCUAAAGACCAAUCAUAUAUGCAUAGAGUCAUUGCUUGCCAGACAGUAGAUGGAUGCCUGGAUCCAUCACAUGAAAGUAUGCAACAAAAGAUGUAACCAUUCUUCUUUUAUCCAUAAAGCAGAUUAUGUUUUAAUAAAAACAUUUUGAUGUGAAUAACUGCGUAAAAUCAGAAA